AUGCGAUCGCGUGUUGAAUCUGAAGAUAAUGCUCGACGAUUAAAGUUACUUCAUGAAGCCAAGAGAAAAGCAGUUGGUUGGUUACAGGAACUCAAACAGGCAUCAAAACGAUCAUCGAAAGCAAAAAAUAAAUUGGCUUCACAGGAAGAUGCAACACCGUCAAGUAGUGCUAGCGGUGGUUGUGCGGCUCCAGUGGAAACUGAAAAGCCGCCAGUGCAACAUACAGUUCUUCCGACGAUCAUCAUAACCGCCGUAUCAACGCCAACAGAACCAUGUCCCUCGAUAAACACAUGUUCCAAGCUACUAACACUAUGUGAGCAAAGAGAAUAA
Molecule: messenger RNA, 330 nt
Organism: Enterobius vermicularis (human pinworm)
Lineage: Eukaryota; Metazoa; Nematoda; Chromadorea; Rhabditida; Oxyuridae
Source: the annotation of a GenBank genome assembly